GACGCCUUACUGGCAGACCUGGAAUCCACCACCUCACAUAUCUCCAAACGACCGGUGUUUCUAACAGAGGAGACGCCUUACUCCUAUCCAACUGGAAACCACACAUACCAGGAGAUUGCUGUGCCACCUCCAGUGCCCCCACCACCUUCCAAUGAGGCCCUGAAUGGCACUGUGAUUGACCCCUUAGACCAGUGGCAACCCAACGUAUCCAGAUACGUCCACCAGCAACCUCAGUCCCAGUCUCCUAUAUACAGCUCUAGUGCCAAAAGCUCCAGUGCCUCCAUUCCUAGAGACGGGCUCAGCUCUCCUUCUCCACGUGCCAGUGAAGAGGAACACGUCUACAGUUUCCCAAACAAGCAGAAGUCUGCAGAACCAUCUCCCACGAUGACCAGCUCGUCUUUGGGCAGCAACCUCUCAGAACUGGACAGACUUCUUCUGGAACUGAAUGCUGUUCAACAUAAUCCUGCUAGUGGCUUUCCAGCAGAUGAAGCCAGCAGAAGCCCAUCACUGCCCAGCAUGACUGGACCUCACUAUGUCAUCCCAGAGAGCAGCAGCUCUGUGGGAGGGAAGGCUGCACCCCCUACAAAAGAAAAGCCAAAGCGAAAUGGUGCACGUGGGAUCGAAGAUGUGCGUCCCAGUGUGGAGAGCCUGCUGGAUGAGCUGGAGAGCUCUGUGCCAAGUCCAGUCCCUGCAAUCACUGUGAGCCAAGGUGAGGUGAGCAGCCCUCAACGGGUCACCGCCAGUCAGCAGCAGACCCGUAUAUCUGCUUCUUCAGCUACACGAGAACUGGAUGAGCUGAUGGCAUCUCUCUCUGACUUUAAGUUCAUGGCGCAGGGGAAAGCCGGGAGCAGCUCCCCUCCAUCCACAGCCUCCAAGCCUGGCAGUCAGCUGGACACCAUGCUGGGAAGUCUCCAGUCUGACCUGAAUAAACUGGGUGUAGCUACGGUUGCCAAAGGUGUCUGUGGAGCCUGCAAGAAGCCUAUUGCUGGGCAGGUAGUUACAGCCAUGGGGAAAACCUGGCACCCUGAGCACUUCGUCUGCACCCACUGCCAGGAGGAGAUUGGGUCACGUAACUUCUUUGAGCGGGAUGGUCAGCCCUACUGCGAGAAGGACUAUCACAACCUCUUCUCCCCUCGCUGCUACUACUGCAAUGGGCCGAUCCUUGAUAAAGUGGUGACGGCUUUGGACAGGACAUGGCACCCUGAACACUUUUUCUGUGCCCAGUGUGGAGCUUUCUUUGGACCUGAAGGAUUUCAUGAGAAGGAUGGCAAAGCCUAUUGCCGCAAAGACUACUUUGACAUGUUUGCUCCUAAGUGUGGAGGCUGUGCCCGGGCUAUCCUGGAGAACUACAUCUCUGCCUUGAACACCCUGUGGCACCCUGAAUGCUUUGUCUGUCGGGAAUGUUUCACACCGUUCAUCAAUGGCAGCUUCUUUGAGCAUGAUGGGCAGCCCUACUGCGAGGUGCAUUACCACGAGCGUCGUGGCUCGCUCUGCUCCGGUUGCCAGAAGCCUAUCACAGGACGCUGCAUCACUGCUAUGGGCAAGAAAUUUCACCCCGAACACUUUGUCUGUGCCUUCUGCCUCAAGCAGCUCAACAAAGGAACCUUCAAAGAACAGAACGACAAGCCCUACUGCCAGAACUGCUUUCUCAAGCUCUUCUGUUAGAGGCAUCAUAGAUGGCCGCUAAGCAUCUUUCUGCCACCCCCUUGGCAGUUCUGUCUCUCUGAACAUUACUGUGAUUUAGAAACGUUACCAGGCAGGGGAGGAGGGUGGGGGUGGGGUGGGGUGGGAGUGCUUUCUGCUGCUAUGGAGAGGCAGUAGAUCCAGAGAUGAGAUGGACCAUUAAACUGGAAAUGCCCUUGCUGUGUCUCAGUAGAGAGAGGCUGAGUCCCCUCAUUACCGUGUGCGUGUCUGUGUGUGUGACUGACAGCUGAGCUUAGCUUGAGGGCUCCAACAGGGAGAUUUUACCCAGCCCCCUCCUGGCAGAAGGAAUCUUUGCCAGUAUGUUUCAGCCUGUGUCAGCUCCCUGAGCGAAUCGUGACAGUUGCAGACAGCACAGCCCUCU
Haliaeetus leucocephalus (bald eagle) is the source of this 2065-nucleotide messenger RNA. RefSeq names its product paxillin (gene PXN). Bases 385 to 1665 code for a protein of 426 amino acids. The record is from RefSeq and is a predicted model, not a curated record. Lineage: Eukaryota; Metazoa; Chordata; Aves; Accipitriformes; Accipitridae. Gene Ontology annotation, biological process: transforming growth factor beta receptor signaling pathway; endothelial cell migration; substrate adhesion-dependent cell spreading. The transcript is spliced from 10 exons.